AUGGAUGCGGCAUUUAUCUGGAAUUUGUCCAAGCUAGGAAGGAUUGGCUCGAGACGUCUCCAGUUCGACGAUGACUUUGCCGAUCGGUUAAACUAUCAAUACACGGGUGUACUACUCUUCCUGUUCAUUGGUUUGAUUGGGGUGCGACAAUAUGUGGGCAAACCAAUUCAGUGUUGGAUUCCUCAAGAAUUCACACGGGGCUGGGAAGAGUAUGCAGAGAACUACUGCUGGGUCGCAAAUACUUACUUCGCUCCUGUGCAAGAUCGUCUUCCACCUGUACCGGACAGAAGAGAACUUCUACUCGUCUACUAUCAGUGGGCACCAAUCGUAAUGGCCGCUCAGGCGUUGUUGUUCUACUUACCAUGCCUGACCUGGAGGUUGAGUAUGGCUCAUUCCGGUUUCAACCUGCACCGAAUUUUGAGUAUGGCUGCUGACGCGAACGAGAUGGUUCCAGAGACAGCGAAUAAAACAGUGUGCGUACUAGCACACUAUAUUCGAAACUGUAUUCAGCGUCACCGGGUGGAUGAAUUCCCUCGGCUUGGUACCUAUUCCCGUCUGGCGAACGACAAGACGAACAAUGUGUUCACUGACACGGUCCUUCCAAACGUACAGAUUGCAAAUGAACAUGGGGUUGAAAUGAAUCAGAAUGGUCAGACAGAAUCGGAAAAGAUGUUUCAUGAAGCAGAUGGAAAUGCGAACAAGAACGACAACGUAGACGGGAAAUCGGAACAUCUCAGUGCAAAAUCCGGACCGCGUCACAGUUUGAUCACUGAAGCAAAUCAACAUGGCCGAACACGAAAGCCAGCCCCUCCACCGCCUUCUCAGCCUUCAACCACAAAAUCUGUGCUGCCCUAUUCGUCCCCGGACUACACAUGCCCUCCAGUACGAUCGGUUGCCAAAAUGACAGACCUCUCUGCUAGAAACAAUGAUUCGAAAGGGCAAAAGACCUUACGAGUAGAUAAAACUGCUGGAUCUGGUUCACGUGAGUGUCCCAUUCCCAAAAGUCCACUCUUCUCAUCAUCAACUUGUCAACUUGAGAGCAAUGGAAUGAUGGUCAUGUUUCUGUACGACCAAGUGAGACAGAAUGUUGCUCAAAAGAAUUUUUCUAGUUUUCUAGUUAUCCUAUUGGCCUUAUUUAUACAGUUGCUUGCAUUGCUACUUGCGGUCGUACCCAGACAGCGUGAGUCAGCGUUGAUCAAGGUCAGACAACGCCCCCGCAAUAUGCAGCGCAUCGCAGCGUCGUACCAAAGGCAGACCGCGUGCGUCAGCACUGGACCAAAUGCCUCGGCUGGUGCAAACAAAUCCAAUUCAUCCGGGAAAAUGAGACUGCCCAAUUCAAUCUUCCCCCGAUGUGGACGGAAACAUGGAAAUUUCUUGAUCUCCCUUUACAUCGCUGUCAAAUUCUGCUAUCUAUUUAAUGUUAUCGGUCAGAUCUACUUGAUGCAGUCGUUCAUUGGCACCAAGUACACAUCAUACGGUGCCCGUGUCCUUAUCGAUCUGAUCCAAGGCCGCGAGUGGCAUCAUUCCGGGCAUUUUCCCCGGGUUACGUUUUGCGACCUGGAAGCGAAAAAACUUGGCAAGAAUCAUGUGUACACCCUCCAAUGCGUACUGCCGCUAAACAUGUUUCUGGAGAAAAUAUACAUAUUCCUGUGGUUUUGGCAUGUGGCCAUAGCUAUGAUUACUCUGCUCAGUUUGUUGGUUUGGCUGUACCGCAUGUUUGCCUCACAUUCCAGAGUUCAUUUUGUGCAUUCGUAUCUGAAACCCGAAAACACUGUUCCCUUACAUUCGGCACUAUUGGAGGAAUUUGUGGACUGUUAUCUGGGACAUGAUGGGAUGUUCAUCAUACGAUUGAUUAGUACAAAUUGUGGAGGUAUACUAGCCUGCGACUUGGUAAAUGAACUGUGGUCCGGUUACACAGAUCCUAAACGUGAGGCGCUGGGCAAGCAAAUGCCAGAGGACAAACGCAUGUGGUGUUGCGGCCCCGUGGAGGGUGGAGGAGUUCACGAUUGCAAAAUGCUUCAUACGGUCAUCAUACCGGAAAAUUAUCACCACACGUGGCUUCCCUUGAAGGGACCUCCCCUAGGUUCGGACAGUGUGGGGAACCUCCAAGCAGGCCCACUUGACAACGGAUGUCACAUUUGUCAAAUGCUUCACCAAGAUGUCGUCCGUCAAACGGGAGAAUCUUCCUGGAAUCUCAUGCAACGGAACCUCACGCUUCCGGAUCUCCAUAAUGGGUCUGAAAAAGCGCAAACAGUGGCCCACAGACAGCCUAGUCCUAACGCGGUUUCCACCUAUGUGCACCCUCCUCCACUACGCAACAGUAAUGGCGAUGAUAUUGUUUAG
Messenger RNA from Opisthorchis viverrini, 2343 nucleotides. RefSeq lists its product as hypothetical. The transcript has 7 exons. NCBI's taxonomy places the organism in Eukaryota, Metazoa, Platyhelminthes, Trematoda, Opisthorchiida, Opisthorchiidae. The record is from RefSeq and is a predicted model, not a curated record. The coding region runs from base 1 to 2343 and encodes 780 amino acids. Gene Ontology annotation, cellular component: gap junction; plasma membrane. Gene Ontology annotation, molecular function: gap junction channel activity.